This is a messenger RNA of Bombyx mori (domestic silkworm), 1925 nucleotides long. RefSeq names its product beta-tubulin (gene Tub2). Gene Ontology annotation, cellular component: microtubule; cytoplasm. Gene Ontology annotation, biological process: microtubule cytoskeleton organization; mitotic cell cycle. Gene Ontology annotation, molecular function: GTPase activity; structural constituent of cytoskeleton; GTP binding. The record is from RefSeq and is marked provisional. NCBI's taxonomy places the organism in Eukaryota, Metazoa, Arthropoda, Insecta, Lepidoptera, Bombycidae.
CGACAGUGAGUGGAGCGUGCGGAGCAGAUUUUUAGUGUUAAGUAAUUUAUAGUUCACAUAAAUAAAACAAAAUGAGGGAAAUCGUACAUAUCCAAGCUGGUCAAUGCGGCAACCAGAUCGGAGCUAAGUUCUGGGAGAUCAUCUCCGACGAGCACGGCAUCGACCCCACCGGUGCCUACCAUGGGGACUCUGACUUGCAGUUGGAGCGCAUCAAUGUAUACUACAAUGAAGCCUCCGGCGGCAAGUACGUGCCCCGCGCCAUCCUCGUCGACUUGGAGCCCGGCACCAUGGACUCUGUCCGCUCUGGACCUUUCGGACAGAUCUUCCGUCCGGACAACUUCGUCUUCGGACAGUCCGGCGCCGGCAACAACUGGGCCAAGGGACACUACACGGAGGGUGCUGAGCUCGUCGAUUCAGUUUUAGACGUCGUUCGAAAGGAAGCGGAAUCGUGUGAUUGCCUCCAGGGAUUCCAACUGACACACUCGCUCGGCGGCGGCACCGGUUCCGGUAUGGGCACCCUCCUCAUCUCCAAAAUCAGAGAAGAGUACCCUGACAGAAUAAUGAACACAUAUUCAGUUGUACCAUCACCUAAAGUGUCGGACACAGUAGUAGAACCGUACAACGCCACACUUUCAGUUCAUCAAUUAGUUGAAAACACAGACGAAACCUACUGUAUCGACAACGAGGCUCUCUACGAUAUCUGCUUCCGCACGCUAAAACUAUCCACACCCACAUACGGCGACCUGAACCACCUGGUGUCGCUGACCAUGUCCGGCGUGACGACGUGCCUGCGGUUCCCCGGACAGCUGAACGCCGACCUGCGCAAGCUGGCGGUCAACAUGGUGCCCUUCCCGCGUCUGCACUUCUUCAUGCCCGGCUUCGCGCCGCUGACGUCACGCGGCAGCCAGCAGUACCGCGCGCUCACCGUGCCGGAGCUCACGCAGCAGAUGUUCGACGCCAAGAACAUGAUGGCCGCCUGCGACCCGCGCCACGGCCGCUACCUCACCGUCGCCGCCAUCUUCCGCGGCCGCAUGUCCAUGAAGGAGGUCGACGAACAGAUGCUUAACAUCCAGAACAAGAACUCCUCAUACUUCGUGGAAUGGAUCCCCAACAACGUGAAGACCGCCGUGUGCGACAUUCCCCCUCGUGGUCUCAAGAUGGCCGCCACCUUCAUCGGUAACUCCACCGCCAUCCAGGAGCUGUUCAAGCGCAUCUCGGAACAGUUUACCGCUAUGUUCAGGCGCAAGGCUUUCUUGCAUUGGUACACCGGCGAGGGCAUGGACGAGAUGGAGUUCACCGAGGCUGAGAGCAACAUGAACGACCUUGUCUCCGAGUACCAACAGUACCAGGAGGCCACCGCCGACGAGGACGCAGAGUUUGACGAGGAGCAGGAGCAGGAGAUCGAGGACAACUAAGUCCUUUCACUAGACGCUCUCGUCUCUAUAUUAAAUAACCCCCUUUCCAUCUCUCGCCUUUCGAGAGAUCCACAAUACUUUUGCUUUUCGUAUUUAUAUAGUAACUUCAAUAGUUUCAGACUCCAACAUGCAUGAUAAAAUAACCUAGGAAGUACACGUUAUGUCGCGGUAACAGGUUGUGUUUACAUUCCCGGUGUUUUUCCUUGACUACGAAGGGCAGCUCUGGAAUGUUUAUUGCAGUAAACAGCUACCCUCAACGACGCGAGCCCUUCAGCUGAGCAUGCGCGCGGUGCUGUGACACUAUCACACAAAGGGAAAAGAUCUUUUUUUUUAUAAGGCUGAACUUGAUUUUAAUAUCUAAGAUGUAAUUUUAGUUCUUCGUUUUGUAACCAGUGUGAUGAGUUGUUGGCUUUUUCUAAUGAAAGCUAAUUUAUAUCGUACAACUUUUUUUUUUCGAGGUCGAUCAAAGUUUUUGAUUAUAUUCCAUCUGAUAAUAAAACUACAUUGAAA